Messenger RNA from Larimichthys crocea (large yellow croaker), 999 nucleotides. It is a transcript of the gene sebox, whose product is annotated as SEBOX homeobox. Bases 1 to 999 code for a protein of 332 amino acids. The record is from RefSeq and is a predicted model, not a curated record. Gene Ontology annotation, molecular function: DNA binding. The transcript has 3 exons. NCBI's taxonomy places the organism in Eukaryota, Metazoa, Chordata, Actinopteri, Sciaenidae.
AUGGCUCUGUUCAUGGACUCAGACUUCUCUUUACUCAGACAGAACCAGCACAAAGACAUGGUGGAUUUUAAAGUGUUAUAUGGAGACCAGGAUCCAUGUAAAGAUGGCCGUGCUGAGAGCGCCCUGUCCUCUCCAGAGCCGGACAGAGCAGUCGGUUUGAUGGAGGGUCAGAGGAAAAGGAAGAGGACCAUCUUCAGUCGAGCCCAGCUGUCUGAGCUGGAGCAGGCCUUCGCUGUGACUCCUUACCCGGACAUCACCCUGAGGGAGAGGCUGGCCGCGCACACACACCUGCCCGAGAGCAAGAUACAGGUGUGGUUCCAAAACAGAAGAGCCAGAAGUAUCAAGACUGGAAGACUCCCCAAGUCCAACAAGCCUGCCCUGGGAGGUCGAGGUGUUGUUGAUUCCUCUCCUACUUUUCUUGCCUCAUCCAACCUGUCAGACAUAUUCAGGCCAGAGCAGAACUAUGCCAGUGAGGACGCCUCACAAAUGUAUUCCGAGUGGAUCCAGAUCUACAACAACCCGGUAUCAUCGCCACCAUCUUCCUCAUCUCUGCACCAGCAGCCCACACCGGGCUUCUCAAAACCUUCAGAGUCUCGUCUCUGGGAGGACGAGCAGCACCACCAACGGCAGCACCUUGGAUCAGCGCUCUCUGGUUUCCUUCCUGGUUCUUUCCCUCAGUCCAUCACCAGGCAACAACACCACCCAACCUCCGCCUGCUCCUACAAGGCCUUCAGGAACUUCAAGCCCCAGAAUGUGGCUCCAUCUGGGGCUCAUCAGUCCGUGUAUGGAGGCAGCUCUGCAGCUGGAGGUCACACCUCUGUAGACCAGAUAGUCCCCUCCCAUCCUCAGCCAGUGUACUGGGAGGUAACUCAGAGCCAAGGACACAAUCACCACCACCAUCACCACCACCACCCACAAAUGGGAUCACAGACCUCCAUGGGCUACAUCUCAGACCUGAUCUACAACACAGCUAUUGUCACCAACUUUCUGGAAUUUUGA